Brassica oleracea var. oleracea is the source of this 3202-nucleotide messenger RNA. RefSeq names its product kinesin-4. The record is from RefSeq and is a predicted model, not a curated record. The transcript has 19 exons. Lineage: Eukaryota; Viridiplantae; Streptophyta; Magnoliopsida; Brassicales; Brassicaceae. Gene Ontology annotation, biological process: microtubule-based movement. The coding region runs from base 220 to 3129 and encodes 969 amino acids. Gene Ontology annotation, molecular function: ATP binding; microtubule motor activity; microtubule binding.
UAUCCGACGAAUACACACAAACACCAAGAAAACGUUCCUUUUGAUCUGCAAUCUCGUUUUCUUCCCCGAUCACUUCCCUUCAAUUUUUCUAGGGUUUGAUCUUGUGCCCUGAAGGAAAGGAUCAAACUCGAUAUAAUUGGUAACUCCGAUUUGUUUCCGUUUUGAUUUUUGAUUCUCCGAAUCAAUUAUUGUUUUUCCCUUAGGAAGAUUUCGAUUCUAAUGACAAGCGCGAUAGCCACUGGGUUGCACGAGUUUCAUUUGGCCUCAAGAAGAGCCGAAGAAGCAGCGUCGAGGCGGUUUCAAGCGGUACAAUGGCUUCAAUCUGUAGUGGGUCAACUCGGUAUCUCGGAUCAGCCAUCGGAGAAAGAGUUUGUUUCUUGCUUGAGAAACGGAAUGGUUCUUUGCAAUGCUAUCAACAAGAUUCACCCAGGAGCCGUCUCCAAGGUUGUGGAGAGCUACUCGCAUAUGCAGUCGUUUAACAGAGAGUAUCAGCUUCCUCAAGCUUAUCAGUAUUUCGAGAACGUUAGGAACUUUCUUGUGGCGUUGGAGCAGUUGAGGCUUCCUGGAUUCGAAGCUUCUGAUCUCGAAAAGGAUAAUCUUGAGGCUGGAUCAGUGAGCAAAGUUGUGGACUGUGUCUUAGGACUCAAGGCGUAUCAUGAGUGCAAGAUGACUAGCAGUGGUAAUGGGCUCUACAAGCACGUCAAAACGCCGACGUUUCAGCUCUCUGCGACUAAGGUUCUUCCGGUUAGUGCGUCCAAAACGUCUAGGCAUUUGGACAGAAACGAUUGUGCAGAUGGUGAAUCUGAUCAACUCAAAGUGAUAGCCAAGUUGGUUGCCGAUCACAUUUUCAACUCCAAGGAAAAUAUUGAUGAGAAUCUUAUCUCACUUGAGAAUGACAACGAGAGCUCUACAGUAAAUUUCCAGAAAAUCAUCUCAAGAUUCCCAGAGCUUCAAUCAAUCUUCAAGAAUUUGCUUAACGAAGGCACCCCGAAACCAUCAGACGUAAAACCUAUGCCCCUGGAGGAGUUACCUGUCGGUGAAGAAGACAAGUCCCGCACAAGUCUCCUACACACGACUAAAUACAACCAUAAGCGUUUACUGAAAACACAAGAAAAUGAGCUCGCGGUUCUCAAGACUUUGUUCAUACAAACGAAGCAGGAUUUUAAGGAAUUUCAGGCUCAUCUGCAAAGAGAUCUGAUGGAACUAGGGAAUCAGAUGCAAGAGAUGUCAUCAGCAGCUCAAGGAUAUUACAAAGUGGUGGAAGAGAACAGAAAGUUAUAUAACAUGGUGCAAGAUCUUAAAGGAAAUAUAAGAGUGUUCUGCAGAGUUAGACCGAUCUUUAAUAGCGAAAUGAGAGGUGUAAUAGAUUACAUAGGAAAAGAUGGCUCUUUGUUUGUUCUUGAUCCAUCAAAGCCUCAAAAAGAUGCAAGAAAAACUUUUCAGUUUAAUCAAGUGUUUGCUCCAACAGCAACUCAAGAUGACGUAUUCAGAGAAACACAGCCGUUAAUCAGAUCAGUAAUGGAUGGUUACAAUGUCUGCAUUUUUGCUUACGGACAAACCGGGUCAGGAAAGACAUACACAAUGAGUGGUCCUCCGGGGAGAUCAGCUACUGAGAUGGGAAUAAACUAUCUAGCUCUCAAUGAUCUCUUUCUGAUAUGUGAUAAAAGAAAGGACAUGAUGACGUAUGAGAUAUACGUCCAAAUGGUCGAAAUCUACAAUGAACAAGUCCGAGACCUUCUUGCUGAGAAUUCCUCAUGCACCAAAUUAGAUAUCAGAACUUGCUCAAGCGAGGACGAUGGCUUAAGUCUCCCAGAUGCUACUAUGCAUUCUGUGAAUUCCACCAUGGAUGUCCUUCGGCUUAUGGAGGCUGGUGAGGUGAACAGGGCUGUUAGUUCCACGUCCAUGAAUAAUCGAAGUAGUCGGUCUCACAGUAUUUUUAUGGUGCACGUACGUGGGAAAGACACAUCAGGAGGUACCAUCCGGAGUUGCUUGCAUCUGGUGGAUCUUGCAGGGAGCGAGAGAGUAGAUAAAUCAGAGGUCACAGGAGACAGACUCAAGGAAGCACAGUAUAUCAACAAAUCUCUUUCUUGUCUCGGAGAUGUGAUUUAUGCAUUGGCUCAGAAGAACUCUCACAUCCCAUACCGAAACAGCAAGCUGACUCUUCUACUCCAAGACGCAUUAGGAGGUCAAGCCAAGACACUGAUGUUUGCUCAUCUGAGUCCUGAAGAAGACUCCUUUGGGGAAACAAUCAGUACAUUAAAAUUCGCGCAAAGAGUUUCCACAGUCGAACUUGGCGUUGCUCGUGCACACAAAGAAACUAGAGAGGUUAUGCAUCUGAAAGAGCAGAUUGAAAGCCUGAAGAAGGCUUUGGGUUCUGGAGAAUGGAACAGUGUUUCCUACAGCGGAGCAAAGGAGAUAAAAUCUCCUUUAAGCAGGCCGAUCCCAACAACAGAGAGAGCUCCUCCACGUCUGAGAAGAUUAAGCAUCGAAAGCUGUAGCAACGCAAAGGCAAACCUUGAAGAUAGAAAAGGUGUUAAGUCACCUUUGGCCUCUCGUCGUGCACAAAGAUUGAGUAUGGAGGGUCCAAGGUCCUGUAAAAAGGAAGAAAAUAGCAAAGGAGAUUCCAACACGGAGGUGCAGCAGGUCAAGAGCCCACUGAGUCCUCCUGUAAGCUCUUAUCGUACCAGAGCAGUGAAAGUAGAUGGCAGAACAAGCAUUCCUCAACUCCAGCUGUUACAGACACCUGUUAAAGAAGAUGCCAGAAACGAGAUACAGUUUAUUUCUGUGGAUUCUAGGACAAAUGGAAAAAGUUCACACAUACGGAAGUCACUGAGGACAAUCGGAAAGCUGAUCAAUGGAUCAGAGAAGAGAAAGGAGAACAUUCCUGCAAAUCCACGGUCACCUCUUGGAGUCUCAAAUAAUUUCAGUGGUGUUAAGUCGCCACAAGCAAGCAACGCUAAAACACUGAGAAGACAAUCACUCACAGGUGUAAUGCCAUCAGGACCUGAAAGAUCUCGUAGAUCCUCAAUAGGAGGAAAUCCAAUUGAGAGUGGUGAAAGUGGUGUAAGAACUGCAAAGACACCUCCACCGAUACGUUCAUCAUCAAAGAUAGUGAAGAAGAAGGCGUAAUGAGUAUUGAAGAAUAACACGUUCUCUUGCUUUGGCUCGAAGCAAAGUUUCUCACUGAAGUCUUCUUUUUCAG